AUGGCUGAGUGGAAUCUGCGAGGGGAGCGGGCACUCCCAUUUUCUCCAAUACCUUUUAAUCUACUGAUUCUUUAUCGGAAUCGAUUUCAUCCUUUUUUCUCCAACCACUCUUCCUCUUCUGUUCUCUCUGCUGCUUUCCCUCUUGCAGUGGCUUGCUCCAACUCGCCAUUCACAGUCAGUGCUACAUUCGUGCUCUCGUUUUUCCUGGCCAAAAGUAAAGCCAUGUUUCGGACGUCUCGCCUCGCCGUUCCACGGCUCGCAACGAAGACGAGCGCGCUGCUUUCACGACAAGGCAAAGGGGAGAAGGCUGCCGUGCCACCAAAUCUCGCGGCUAGCACUGAAAACAGUGCGGAUAAUGUCGUAAUGGAGAGGUCUACCACUUCGCAGCAGCCGCUUAUUAUCGACAACACAAGGGAAACUAGAACGCAUAUUCUUCCACAAAAGAUCUUGAAGGAGCUUCUGAACUCUGUGUCUGCCGGACAGCAGAACUUUCUCUUUGGGUCUGACAGGGACGCUGCCGAUCCCACCGCUGGCAUACUUCGUGCGACUGGCAGCUUCUUUGAAGCUGUCAAUACGGCUUAUGAAGGGCGUAUGCUUCAAGAGCAGCAGGUUGAAGUGGAAAAUUUUGUUCUCAAGCGUCGUACGCAUUACACCCAGCGUCUCAACGAGGAAACAGAGGAGUUUCGGCGCGAGCAAAAAGAAAUUCAUGACGAGAUACAGCGCUUGGAGGCAGAGAAGUACAAGAGCGACCUUAACAACGAUGUGAUCCAGUUCACAAAAGCUAGGGAAACCGAAUAUGAAGUCCGCUUACACGCGGAUGUGGAGAAGUAUCACAACGCACUUCUGGCAUACCGUGCGCGCGCGAAGAAAAAUGAUUCAGUAGGUGCUGAUGGUGAGGCCACAGCGAAGCAGAUAAGCAUGAAUGUGAUUGAGAUCAUGCAGGAAAUGGAGAUCGAUGACACUCUGCGUGACUUUGGCAAUGCUGCUGGUAUUGGGAACGACCUCUCCGAUCAGGAUAUUCGUAGCUACGUAGUGCAGCGAACCUGCUUCUACGAAAAGGUUGUGCGAGAUGAGGUGCAUGACUUUACAAAGAGGCGCAAGAGCUUUUAUGAGGAUUUGCUAGAGGCCCGAGCGGUUCGUCACUCGGCGAAGAUUCGAGCAGACACGGAAAGGUUUCACAGUCAGCGGCAAGGCUACUACGAGGAACGGUUAACUGCUGACGGCUCGUGGAUGGCCAAGUGCUUUCAGGAGCACUACAAUCGCUGCUUUCUGCAGUCGUAUGCGCGCCGAGCCUGGAUCGAACACCGUCGUUACCAGGCCACGUUGGAGGGCAUUAAGCUUUUCACGGAAGAGAGCGAGAAGGUACCAGUAAUAUCGGACCCGGCAGAUAUAAGUAUCUCCACUCUAAACGCUGAAAUUCCACUCUCCACAAUCCUUGACAUGUAUGAAAGCGAGAAUAUGGCAGAGAUUACGCGAGAUGUUUUCCUCAAAGCUGCACGCCGUGUUGCGGCUGACUAUACCCCCUACAGUAUCGACGAACACCAUUCGCAGUAA
This is a messenger RNA of Leishmania braziliensis MHOM/BR/75/M2904, 1554 nucleotides long. RefSeq lists its product as hypothetical. The transcript has a single exon. The record is from RefSeq and is a predicted model, not a curated record. NCBI's taxonomy places the organism in Eukaryota, Euglenozoa, Kinetoplastea, Trypanosomatida, Trypanosomatidae. The coding region runs from base 1 to 1554 and encodes 517 amino acids.